CACACCCCUUGGUUUUAUUCCACGAAACACCAUGUCGGAUGCUGGAAGGAAUUACAUACCCCCCUGGAUGCGCUACAUGCAGCGCGACACCGGACACUGGGGCUUUGUCAUCUACCGGUGCGCAUGCUACGGCGACCCCGAUCGAUGGGCCCGGUACCGCGCAGCGCUGGACCGGGUCUGGGACAAUGCGUGGAAGCUCUGGUUCCGCAGUUACCGCUCUAAUGGGGUCACUGAGGAGAUGUGGCACGUGGCAACGGAGCGGAUGGAUUUGGUGUGGGUAGAGGAUGAGGAAUUGCAGGGUAAGGGAGUGGAUGAAGUCCGGAGCUCCUUCAAGAAACUGCAACAAGCCAUGCCAUCACCAGACGCCGAGCCUCGACUCAGCCAAGACCCCUGGAAUUUGGAUCUACCGAUUCCCUACCACAAGGACCGCCAGGUCUGUCUCUUAGUCGAUGAGGAGUCCGUCACGUCCCUGCUCGGUGCACCAGGGCAGGAGGUCUCGCUGCCGGAGGACCCAAUGAGUGCUAUUCGCAAGCACGUCCGCAACAGCUACAUCAUAGCAGUCGAUGCAGACUACAGCCCGGAGAACGGCUAUGUUUCUGGGAGAGCGCCGGCUCCGUACACCGGCUGGGUUAGAAUCGCUGUGGGGGUUGUUUUCACAGAACUAUGUCCCAAGAGGAUCUGGAUUAAUGAUAUGCUUCCUCUGGAUUAUAUGUAUAGUCAGGCCUAUGAGCGGGACUCUUCGGGUGGGGUUUGGAGUGGAUAGAGAAGAGAGAGACGCCUAUGGAUCUUUCGUGUCUGUUGCUCAUCUUCCAGGCGAUCAAGCAUUUCUUUGAGAUUUGUAGAGACGGGAUUCUUGCAUAGAUUACGCCCGUAGGUAUCAGUGUAGAGGAUUCAGUUCCAUUCUCAUGAUGUGAAUGCCAGUUACCCUGGCAGGCAACUACUAUUAUGUAUAUAUACCUAGCAGCAAUACUGCAGUAUCCUCCAUCUAAACCAACACGCAUAUCCGU
Aspergillus versicolor CBS 583.65 is the source of this 1007-nucleotide messenger RNA. RefSeq lists its product as uncharacterized. The transcript has 2 exons. NCBI's taxonomy places the organism in Eukaryota, Fungi, Ascomycota, Eurotiomycetes, Eurotiales, Aspergillaceae. The record is from RefSeq and is a predicted model, not a curated record. Bases 32 to 763 code for a protein of 243 amino acids.